This is a messenger RNA of Polyodon spathula (Mississippi paddlefish), 708 nucleotides long. RefSeq names its product clarin-1-like. Gene Ontology annotation, biological process: sensory perception of sound; equilibrioception. The record is from RefSeq and is a predicted model, not a curated record. Lineage: Eukaryota; Metazoa; Chordata; Actinopteri; Acipenseriformes; Polyodontidae.
AUGUCAAGUCGCCAAAAGAAAGUUAUAUUUUGUAUAGCUGGCUUGUUGAGUUUUGGUUGUGCUUGGAGUGUAGCGGCUGCCACUGAAACGCAAUUUUGGGUCAAAGGAACUAUUCUUGGUAAAACUGGAGCUCAGCUUAUCAAUGCCACAGGACCAGAACUGGACAAAUUUGUUGGAGAGAUAAGCUAUGGCCUUUUCCACGGCCAGAGAGUUAAACAGUGUGGUCUGGGAGGAAGGCCCUUUCACUUUUCAUUUUUCCCUGAUCUGUUGGAUGUGAUUCCUGCCAGUAUACAUGUCAGUGUCAUUUUAUUCUCUGCAGUAGUGAUCAUAUUUUCAUUAGUAGCUGCAGCAUUUUUCAUGUAUAAUGCUUUUGGGACUUCUUAUGAGACUCUCCAUGGACCAUUAGACCUAUACCUUUGGAACUUCAUUUCAUGUUCUUGCGGUUGCCUGGUGAUGAUCCUGUUCGCUUCAGAAGUCAAACUCCCGGCAAACUACAAAGAAGAUUUUGUCUAUAAAACUCACAGUGAAGAAUUUGACAGAUCGUUUUGGAUUAUUUUAUUUUGCUUCACAGUGCAUUUCCUGAACAUACCUCUUAUCCGGGUAACCGAGAUCAAAUUUCCUUUUCAGGAGUCAAAAGAGACGGACACAAACACUGGUGCAGCAGAUCUGAUGUACUGACAGAAGUGAGCCUGCAGUACUGUGACAGUU